Vanderwaltozyma polyspora DSM 70294 is the source of this 870-nucleotide messenger RNA. RefSeq lists its product as uncharacterized. Gene Ontology annotation, cellular component: lipid droplet; prospore membrane; ascospore wall. Lineage: Eukaryota; Fungi; Ascomycota; Saccharomycetes; Saccharomycetales; Saccharomycetaceae. The transcript has a single exon. The coding region runs from base 1 to 870 and encodes 289 amino acids. The record is from RefSeq and is a predicted model, not a curated record.
AUGAUUUUUUGGGUUGUUGCAUUCCCAUUUUUAUUAGCAAUGAAUACAUUAUUAUUUGGUCCAUUUGGAUUUCUCUUCACCAUAAUAUAUGGUUCCUCAAUGGCAAAUUAUGACACUUUAGAAAAUGGACUUUGGUUUUAUAAUAAAGAAAGUUAUUUAAACACAAUUAUGGAUAUAACUUUGAAAAAGAAAAAAAGCUCUUACUUAAGGUAUCAGGAUAAACCAGUAUCUCAUUUUAAGGAUCUUUAUCAAGCUACAACAAAGAUUACUCACCAAGAGCUGUCACUUGAAUUCUGGGCUUUUUCUGUUCCUUAUAAAAUAAUAAAAUGGCUAUUGACCUUAAUAGGAUAUCUAAUUUUAAUAUCAUUAAGCUUAGUACCUGGAGUUGGUGUCGUCAUAUGGUGUAUACAAUUUUCUGCAGGAAGAGGUAUUGUUUUCAGUUUGCCAUAUGAAAAAAAUAUAAAUUAUGCCUCUGAUGAUGAUAUUAAUGUAUUAUAUUACAAAAGAUAUUAUAAUUGGUUUACGCUAGGGAUUAUAACCGGAUUUUUAGAAAUGAUUCCCUUUGUAUCAGUAAUUACUAGAACAACUUCGUUUAUCGCAUAUGGAUUAUGGGAGUAUGAUAUGAUUUUGUCUAAGAAAAAUCAAGAUAUUUUUAUAGACAAAGGGAAUCAACAUAAACAUCAACAUCAUCACGAUGAUCAAGAACCAGAAGAAGAACCAGAGGAUGAACCAGAGGAUGAACCAGAGGAUGAACCAGAGGAUGAACCAGAGAAUGAACCAGAGGAUGAACAUAAACAUAAACAUGAACAUGAACAUGAACUUGACCAUGAACAAGAACAAGAGCAUCUACAUUUGAUUGACACCAACUAG